AUGUCUCGCAGUGGUUUGCCAACUGAUCAGGUGAGAGCAUUUAAUGAUUGGGUGUUGAGUAUUGGGGAUGGCACUGCUACGGGUAAUAAUCAUACUGAUGAUGGAGACUCUGAGCUGGUUGAGAUACCUCAUGACAUCUUGGUUCCGAAACUUGGCUCCCCUAUUGAUAAUAUCAUAAGAUCUACCUAUCCCAACUUAGACACAUUCUAUUCAGACCCAAACUACCUAAGGGAACGGGCUAUCAUUGCUCCAAAAAAUGAUACCAUCAAUGAGAUUAAUAACCGCGUCCUUUCUUUAAUCCCAGGACAUGAAAAGGUAUACCUUAGUUCUGAUUCUUUGGUUGAAACCUCCAAGGACCAUGGUAACGCAGACCUACUUUAUCCUGUUGAAUUCCUAAACCCCCUACAGUUCAAGGGCAUCCCUUCUCAUAAACUUAUGCUUAAGGUUGGCUCGUCCGUAAUGUUGCUGCGCAAUUUAAACCAGAGUGCUGGCCUUUGCAAUGGUACACGUCUUAUAAUAACCCAGUUAGGUGACCACGUAUUGGAGGCUCAGAUAAUAACUGGCUCUCACAUUGGCGACAAAGUUCUCCUUCCUAGAGUUUCGUUGCACGUGUCAAGCACUAAAUGGCCAUUUGUUCUUAGCAGACGCCAAUUUCCAAUGGAGUACACCUUGGUAUCACAGAUUAAUCCAACAAGGCACAAUUGGACCAUCAAGGUUAGAGUUGCUAGGAUGUGGAAACUAUCUUCGACUCCUAAGUGGAAGGGUGUAACUGCCAUGGAACUUGUUCUGGUUGAUGAAGAGGGCGUGGGUAUUACGGCUUGCAUCGGGCAUAAAGACCUUAGCAAAUUUGCUGAUUCUUUAGUUGAAGGCCGCUCCUAUAUGAUUAAAAAAUUCCAAGUUAGCAGGCAAGCAAGGAAGUAUAGCGCUGUACCGAACCCACAAACAAUCUAUUUUACACCGUGGACUGUCGUAGAGGAGAUACCUACAGAGCUGGCCACCCAGCUUCCCCUCUAUGUUUUCAAUUUUGUGGACUUUGAGGAAUUAACCCAUAGACGGAGGAACGGACAUGGCCUAGUAGAUGUUAUCGGACAACUUACAGUCAUACAUCCGGUGGUGCGAUCUAGUGGGCUAAAUGGUGUGUGCGUGCGGAGGGUGGUGGAGCUACGUGAUCUAAGCGAUCAUCUCUUACAAAUUAUAUUGUGGGGCGAGCAUGCAACCUUGUUUGAGGACCAGAUCCUUAUUGAAACCAUUGAUAAAGAUGAACCCGUUGUGAUGGUUUUUGCUGGGGUGCAAGUGAAGCAAUACUUAGGUGCCACAACAUGUGCGAGCGGUGAUGGCACUAAAUGGUACAUGAACAUUGACCUUCCAGAAAUGAACACUUUUCGUGUUAGUUUACAGGGAAGAGGCUCCAAAGUUGUGUUCCUGCCCGGCGAUGAAGCAGGCGCCAACAGGAAAACUGUUGCCGAGCUCCUAGCAUUGGAUCCCCAUGACAGCAAUGGUGUUCGUUUCACCCGCAACGCAAUCAUAAGAGAAAUAGACGUUUCCAAUGGUUGGUGGUAUAAAGGUUGCAAUACAUGCAAGCGGGGGCUGAAGGCUACUUUCGAGGGCUUUGAAUGCACUAACUGCGAUGAGGCUAAACCAGUGGUUAUUCCCAGCUAUAAGCUAAGUGUGAUCAUCGAGGAUACCACUGGCUACGUGAAAAUAUUUCUCUUCGGAGGAGUAGCUGAACAGGCUGUUCGACGGACCGCCGCUGAGCUUGUUGAAGAAAGCUCAUCCAAUCAGAUUUUGCUGCCUGCAUCCCUUCGCGGCCUUGUUGGUCGAAGGUAUGUCUUCCAGGUGGUUAUCAGUGAGCAAACCUUUAGGACUAGGCAGCUCUGCUUCCAAGCUAGGAGGGUGUUCCCCGAUCCAACGGCUGCUGAGGCUCGUGGUUCUACUGGACGUUCGCCACAUGAUCCUAGGGAUCCCAAAGCUAUGAACAAGAUUGGGACAUCAAGUGUUGCCUCUGGAAAAGACUACCAGGCACACGUUCUUGUCAUUCCUGAGGUUCCUAACAAUGCAGAAGGUGGCUCAACCCCUCCUCCUGCCCCUGCCACAGUAGCUGAUACCAAAACCUCAUCCAGCAAGGGGAAGGAGGUACCCUCUGAUGUCCAUGAGGAGCAUGGAACUAUUCUAGGCAAGAGACCGAGGUCUGCUCGCAGGGAUCUACUCCCUGCAAAGAAAGCCGGAGCAAGUGGCUUCAACAUUACCACAAACUCACAAUGCAAGAGCGUUACGACUGAUCAUUUUUAUGCACGUCUCUAUUUUGAGAUCUGGAAACGGGUUGCUAAGCAGAAGAUGAAUUUCAAAGAUGCUUUGGAUGAAGUGAAGGACAAAGCCAUGUGGCCCUUCAACUGGGCUGAAGUGAAAACUGAGAUAGAAACUGAUAAUUAUAAAACAUAUGUGGCUGGCAUAGAUAAAAAUCUUGAAGAAGGUGAUGAAGCUUAUUGGUUGAUCGUGGAGGCUGUCAAAAAAAAUGUUCCAAGGCUCAAGACCUAUUAUGACUAUGCCAAAAAGAAGUUGGGUAUUGCAGAGAAAUUGGGUUUGAUCCCCUCCAUGCCCCACACAGAUAAAGCAAAAGUUCUUUAUGGAGAUCAUCAUCCUCUUUUGCUGGGCUAUCUGGAUGAGCAGGAACAACUUCAUUUUCAGGCAGAUCCCUCCUUCUACCCAAAGGGUGCAAAAACAUCUUCAGGAUUGAGCUAG
Miscanthus lutarioriparius is the source of this 2739-nucleotide messenger RNA. The record is from the annotation of a GenBank genome assembly. Lineage: Eukaryota; Viridiplantae; Streptophyta; Magnoliopsida; Poales; Poaceae.